This is a messenger RNA of Hyposmocoma kahamanoa, 3387 nucleotides long. RefSeq names its product band 4.1-like protein 4. The coding region runs from base 336 to 2687 and encodes 783 amino acids. Gene Ontology annotation, cellular component: cytoskeleton. NCBI's taxonomy places the organism in Eukaryota, Metazoa, Arthropoda, Insecta, Lepidoptera, Cosmopterigidae. The record is from RefSeq and is a predicted model, not a curated record. The transcript is spliced from 20 exons.
AGUGACAGGUGGCAUUGAUGCCCCCGCCAAGUUACACGCGCUCGCGAAUUCACCCCAUUGUUUAUUAACACUUGUUGUGCUCUCUUUCCGUGAUAAGUUUUAUUAACGUAACACUUUUACCAAAGUUUCAGAUAGGAUGUGGACUUAAAAGUGUCGUGAAGUGUUCGGUGCGAAUACCGUCCCGUGCGGUCAUGUCGUUAAGUACAAUUUAAGUGCAAAAAUUGUCUUACUUACUGACGACGUACUAACUAAGAACCCGCAUGGAUUUCGUUGGUGAUAAAUAAAACUCAGUUUUAUUCUUCAAGUUACCUGCGUGAGGAGGCACGGUCGGCAGGAUGAUGGACUGCCUGUGUCCCGCGACGCGCACGCUGGCUUGCCGAGUCGUACUGCUCGACGAACGGGAACUCCUGCAUGAGAUACAGGACAACAACACGGGGCAGGCGCUUUUGGAUGUGGUCUUCAGACAUUUGGAUCUGCUGGAGACGGCGUACUUUGGACUGCGAUACGUUGACCAGGAAAAUCAAACUCACUGGUUGGAUGCGGGGAAAAAGCUGAAACGUCAACUUCGUGGUUCUGACUCUCACACCUUCUACUUUGGUGUCAAGUUCUAUGCAGCCGACCCGUGCAAACUGCUAGAAGAAAUUACAAGGUACCAGCUAUUUCUGCAGCUGAAACAAGAUGUACUACGUGGGCGCUUACCAGUCAGUUUUGACCUCGCCGCUGAACUGGCGGCCUUCGUACUACAGUCGGAGUUAGGUGAUUACGAUCCCCGUCGACACACACCAGGCUACGUGUCGGAAUUCAGACUGCUGGCUCAUCAGACUCCGGAGCUUGAAACUCGCGCUGCGGAAAUUCACCGCACUCUCACAGGCAUUUCUCCAGCGCAAGCCGAGCUUAGUUAUUUAGACAAAGUGAAAUGGCUCGACAUGUAUGGAGUCGAUCUUCAUCCUGUUUUGGGCGAAGACAGUGUAGAGUAUUUCUUGGGCCUGGCGCCAAGCGGUCUGCUGUUACUGCGCGGCAAACACACAGUUGCGAACUACUAUUGGCCUCGCGUCUCCAAACUUUACUACAAAGGACGUUACUUCAUGCUCCGUGUAGCAGACAAAAACAAUGAGACGUCGACUUAUGGUUUCGAGUCUCCCACGAGGGCAGCAUGUCGCCACUUAUGGCGUUGUUGUUCCGACCAUCACACUUUCUUCCGACUGCAACAAAUUUCACCGGCGUCUGCUGAUAUCUUCUCAUUAGGAACAAGACUGAGGAAUAGUGGGCGAGGAACAAGACCACGACCGCCUCCUGCGUUUACGAGAACACCAUCACGACGCAUCUCACGGCCUUCCCAUGCUUCCCACACGUCUUUACAUGAUGUGCCAAAAUUAGAAGACUUGAGAAUAAGAGACUGUCAACCAGAAAUGAAACAACCUACCUCGGUUCAUCGGCCUAACUCAAUAAGUGGUGAAGUGGCAGAAUGCGAGCCGUCGACAGCGCCGGGCGGUUCGCCGCGGUCGACGCGGUCGGCGCCGACGCGACGCGGACUCUAUUCUGCGUCUCCGACUGCGACGCGGCCGCCGCCUGCGCCGCGCCACCGCGACCGAUCCGCCUCCGUUGAUUCACAGAGCUCUAACGAUUCACGAUCUAACCGCAAACACAAGCAUCGGUCCCGGCGGCAGCAGUCCGACGCGGAGAGCGAGAUGUCGCGCGGCUCGGGUCGCUCCGGCAGACGCCAUCGACGACAUCGUUCACGGCACAAGCACGAAUCUGGCUCUGAAAGGGACGAUACACUCCCUGAUACCAAAGAAUACGAACUAGUAGAGUCAGAGUCCCAGUGGAAAGAAGUACUAAGGCAAACAAACUCGGGCGGCGGCGUUCAAGUUGCAAGCGUUCGACGCUCACAAAUGGAGCCUGACACCGGAACGCAUCGAUCGUCGCACAGGCAUCGUAGACAUAAAAAGCAUCGGUCUCGGUCCGGUUCUCCGAAUGAUAAGAAAUGGCUCCCGGCUGAAUUAAAACAACAUUUAGAGUUCUCAUUGGUUGAUACUACUGGUAUGACUGAGGAACAGUUGAAAGAAAUCCCAUACACAGUUGUUCAGACCAGCCAUGCUCGACAAACGAAGCUUAGAACCUCAUCAAAGCAUAAACAAACUGAACAUGGCUCAUUGGCCAGACGAGACAAGAGUUCUUCGUCACUUAGCAAAAAUGUCCACGACAAUCACCACCAAGGAUCUCUUAGGUCAGGUUCAAGUACUAUAAGCACACAUAGGACCAGCAUGGAGAAACAUGGAAGACGUGUAUAUCCCAGUUUGGAUGAGACUAUCGGGCAACCAGGAGAUGACUUCUUGACGAAUCGUGGGUACAAAGGCAAUGUGACUCCGGUGUCGAACAACAACAAUCCGUACAGCCCCGUCACGAAUAGCAACAGUAAUAGUUCUAGCGGAGAACUUAUAUCGGGCAGCGCUCGCGUUUCGCACGAACACACAGACUCCGGACUUGGCGCUGACCAGGACUACGCGUAUUCUUCUGAGAGGUCGAGCGACAGCGCGAAGUGCGGCGCCGGCGGAUCGUCAGCGGGCGGGCCAAAUGCAGAGCAACUAAGCGUCGUUGGUGAGGCCUCACAGAACGCAGACGGCGGGGACUCCGCUCCCAACGUAACCACUACUAAACCUGCUACAGAGAUGAGCACGGAACUCUAAACUUUUAUUGUAAAUAACUUCAUAUUUUGUAAAUAAUAUAGGUGAAAAUAAACGCAAUUGUAUAUUUAUUAAGUUUGGUAUACCGUUCAACAUCGGUAUCGAGUCUUUUUCAUAAGCAAAAUUAAAUAACGCUAGAAUGAAAAUGAAUAAUUUUUUCGUGAUAAGCAUGAAUUUGUAAAUAUUUUCCGGAUAUCUUAAUAUAAGCCCAUUUGAUUGUUAUGUAAUAAUUCGUACUCUAGUAAACAAAGUAAGCAAACUUACAUACGUAAUAUAAUUCAGUGUUCGUAACAAAAUGUAUUUUUGCCAAAGAUACGUACUAAACUACUCGUGAGUCAUGUUAUAAAAUCCCUUCCAGUUUUGAUAUACGUGUUUAUUAUACCAAUCCUGUAUUAAAUUGUUUUUAUUAUCGGUAUCACAUAGGAUAUAAUAUAAGCUCGAGUGUUAUUUAUUCCAUGAACAACGGGUAUUAAUGUAUUAUUCCAACAACAUCGUUACGACGUAAAUAAGCUCGUUGUGUUCUGUACAGUUGUUAUGUAGCUUACCUUCAAUUGAAGCCUAGGAAAUGUGCUUUCAGAAAUUUUGGUAGUCAUUCGAUUUGUACAUAGAAUACUUUUUAAAGAAAAUUAUAAAUUUUUUAUAACAAAUGUGUGACAAAAUUCAAUGUUUAAUGUGAACGCUAUUGCACUUUAAAAUACAUUAA